CGGCAAGCGGAAGCGGGGACUCGCAGCCGCCGGAGCCGGAGGCAUGGCGGGGGCGGGGCUGGGGGAGGCGCGUGCCGAGCAGGCCGGGGGGUCCGUCUCCCCGGCCCUUUGAACCCGGAGCGUACAGAGAUGUGAUAAUGGAUCAUCAUGUUUCCACCAUCAAACCUCGAAGGAUCCAGAACCAAAAUGUCAUUCACCGCCUGGAACGCCGACGGAUCAGCUCGGGCAAGGCAGGCACCCACUGGCAUCAGGUCCGAGUAUUCCACCAGAAUGUCUUCCCCAACUUCACGGUCGUCAAUGUUGAAAAGCCUCCUUGUUUCUUGCGUAAAUUCUCACCUGAUGGACGCUACUUUAUUGCUUUCUCUUCAGACCAGACGUCUCUCGAGAUCUAUGAGUACCAGGGCUGCCAGGCAGCCGAGGACCUACUGCAGGGCUAUGAGGGGGAGAUCCUGUCCAACGGCAAUGACCAGCGGUCGGUCAGCAUCCGCGGCCGGCUCUUUGAACGCUUCUUCGUCCUGCUGCACAUCACCAACGUGGCCGCCAACGGUGAGCACCUGAACCGGGAGUGCAGCCUCUUCACUGACGACUGUCGCUGUGUCAUCGUGGGCUCAGCUGCCUACCUCCCGGAUGAGCCGCAUCCUCCUUUUUACGAGGUGUAUCGCAACAGUGAGUCCGUGACCCCCAACCCCCGGUCCCCUCUGGAGGACUAUUCCCUCCACAUCAUUGACCUUCACACCGGCCGCCUAUGUGAUACGCGCACCUUCAAGUGUGAUAAAGUGGUCCUGUCGCACAACCAAGGGCUGUACCUGUACAAAAACAUCCUGGCCAUCUUGUCAGUGCAGCAGCAGACCAUCCACGUCUUCCAGGUGACCCCUGAAGGCACUUUCAUUGACGUGAGGACCAUCGGCCGCUUCUGCUAUGAGGAUGACCUCCUCACCGUGUCAGCUGUCUUCCCUGAGGUGCAGCGGGACAGUCAGACGGGCAUGGCCAGUCCUUUCCGAGAUCCCUUCAUCAACUCCCUCAAACACCGGCUGCUGGUGUACUUGUGGCGCCGGGCGGAGCAGGACGGGAGUGCCAUGGCCAAGAGGCGCUUCUUCCAGUACUUUGACCAGCUGCGGCAGCUGCGCAUGUGGAAAAUGCAGCUUCUGGACGAAAACCAUCUGUUUAUCAAGUACACUAGUGAGGACGUGGUCACCCUGCGGGUCACGGAUCCAUCACAGGCAUCUUUCUUUGUGGUGUACAAUAUGGUGACAACAGAGGUGAUUGCAGUGUUUGAGAAUACAUCCGAUGAGCUUUUAGAGCUCUUUGAGAACUUCUGUGACCUCUUCCGUAACGCCACCCUGCACAGUGAAGUCCAGUUUCCCUGCUCAGCUUCUAGCAACAAUUUUGCAAGGCAGAUCCAGCGCCGGUUUAAAGACACUAUCGUAAACGCCAAGUACGGAGGGCACACGGAGGCAGUACGCCGGCUGCUGGGGCAGCUCCCCAUCAGUGCCCAGUCUUACAGCGGUAGCCCCUACCUUGAUUUGUCUCUCUUCAGCUACGACGACAAGUGGGUGUCCGUCAUGGAGCGACCCAAGACUUGUGGAGAUCACCCUAUCAGAGCAGCCACCAAGUGCUUUUUGGAACUAAGAGAGAAAGAUAACCACUGGCAAACGAAGUUUUACUGGCACACUGAAUUUCGUGGAAAAGGACCGCCUGUCAAACAACCAACAAGGCAAGUGAAGGAAGGGGAGACUGUCACAGGCCUCGGAAUAAAUGGAAGAAGUUGUAAUGCAACGAGAGGCCUUGUGUGACCAAUUCAUGCAAAGCACAGGACUAAUCAUUAAGGUGUGAACUGGUCAGAAACUUCCUGCUGACUCUGAGCAGAAGCCGGUUCACUUCCAGGGGCACGUGAUUCAAAAUAGAAAGAAAACGAAAACUAGAACCUAAGUCGAAUGAGAAAUACUAAUGACACUGGAUGUUCCUCAGUGUGCCCCUAAUACCUCUAAAUCCAAAAAAAAAAAAGGCCUAAAAUGCUCUUUGAAUAUGUAUAUGUUUUAAGGGUACUAGUAGGGUUUGUUUUAACUCCAUACGGUAAGACACACAGAGAUGGAAAUGACUGUCAUGAAGGAAGAAGUCUGUUUUACCUACACGUCUCUAGAAACGGGGCAGGGCAUAUCAGGCCCCAUGGGAAGGCAGCUGGGUCAAUCGGGAGGUCGAGGAGCCAGGGGAAAAUGUGGGUGAGAGCCUUUAUUGUGGUUUCUACAACAGGCAAGCCAGGCUGAGAAGGCUUGGGAUUGGCUAAUCUUGAGUAAUUUUGGUGAGCUCUGUGACAUAGGGGCUGACCCUAGUUGUCUGAUACCUGGCUCUGAGGUGAUUAGGGCAGCUGGAUAGUGGCCCAGAGUGUGAGAGCACCAUAUAGGAGGUGGUUGGGGCACUGGCUCCGGAUUGGUUGGUGUGCGUGUAACGGCACACUCCCAGGGAGUUGUUUGCUGUCUCUAGGAGUUAGCUGACCCUGGGAGGGGCAGUCCCUGUAAGGUCAGUGAGGUCUUAAUAGGUCAAAGCAUCAGAAAAUAAAAGGUACGGUUAAUACAGUACAAAAUGUCCUAAGUAUUAAGCGUCGUCAUGGUACGAUUAUCUAGGUUCCUUUGUUAGUGCCGCAUGGUUGGUAGCCUGCUUCCGGGAUGUCCCGCAGUGAUCCCGCCUCCUCGAUUCAUGCUCUUGGGUAGUUCCCUCCCACAUUGUAUCUGGGUUGGUCUGUGUGACCAAAACGACACAAGCAGAAGUGUGAGUGUGUCACUUUCAAGCCUCGGUUUAUAAACGGCAUCUUGGGGCCAGGCUUCUACAUCCACUCUACCCCCCGCUUCAACCGCUCACUCUGGGGGAGACCAGCUGUCCUGUCGUGAGGACAUUCGGACAGCCUUCUGGAGAGACCCGCUUGGCUUCUUGCUAAUAGCCAUGGGAGAGAGAUACCUUGGAAGCGGGUCCUCCAGCCUCAGUCAAGCCUGCGGAUGACUGCAGCCUCAUGAGAAACCCUGAGCAAGAACCACCCAGCCAAGCCACUUCCAGAUUCUUGACUCUCAGAAAGCCUGUGAGAUAAAUGUGGUUUUAAGCUGCUGAGUUUGGGGGGAGCAAUUUGCUAUGUAACAAUAUCUGAUGAACACACAUAAAUAAUGGCGUAUUUUGCAAUAUGACACCUUAUAUUUGAAAAAGGCCAUAUUACCCUCGUUUUAUAAAUAAGGAAACUAAUCUCCGAGACGCUAAAUGAUUUGCCCAUCAUUACUAGUUAAUAGCAGGUAAAACUAAUCCAGCCUGUGUCAGAAUUCACUUAAAGCCUGGAUUUAUAGAGAUCUAAACUGGGGUUUCACUGAUUACCAAUAACAUUCACAGGGAAUUCUUACAUUUCAGUGCCUCUGUAUCCACUGCCUCCCUUAGAGGGGGAUGGCCAAUAAGGAUAUUUUUGAUUAAGGUUGAAAAUCCACAUAUUUCUCCCUCUUCACACGAGUAUGUUGGUUGGCUUAUUUGUUCAUUUAUGUAUUAAAAAUGUUUUGAGGACCUACUAAGUGCCAGGAACUAGGAAUAUAAGAAUUCGUGUCAUAGCCCCAACCGUUUCUAGUCUGAAAAUGUUUCUGAAUACAGCCGUACCUCAGAGAUAGUGCCGGUUUGGUUCCCCAGCACUGCCGUAAAAUGGAUAUCACAAUAAAGCAAGUCAAAUGAAUGCUUUUGUUUCCCUGUGUGUAUAAAAGCUGUAUUUACACCAUGCAAUAGUCUGUUAAGUGUGCAGCAGCAUUAUGUCUAAAAAAAAAACAAUGCACAUACCUUGAUUUUAAAAAUGUCGCUAAAAAAUGCUGCCACCUGA
Herpailurus yagouaroundi (jaguarundi) is the source of this 3838-nucleotide messenger RNA. It is a transcript of the gene DET1, whose product is annotated as DET1 partner of COP1 E3 ubiquitin ligase. Lineage: Eukaryota; Metazoa; Chordata; Mammalia; Carnivora; Felidae. Gene Ontology annotation, biological process: positive regulation of proteasomal ubiquitin-dependent protein catabolic process; protein ubiquitination. Bases 138 to 1793 code for a protein of 551 amino acids. The record is from RefSeq and is a predicted model, not a curated record. Gene Ontology annotation, cellular component: nucleus; cullin-RING ubiquitin ligase complex. Gene Ontology annotation, molecular function: ubiquitin-like ligase-substrate adaptor activity; ubiquitin protein ligase binding. The transcript is spliced from 5 exons.